AAAGGCCGCAGGACGAGUGAUGGACGUAGAAACACCUGAACAUCGACCAUGAAGGUCUCCCUCCUCAUCGUCGCGCUCGCCGCCGUGGCCUCCGCCGCCCGCCUCCGCCACCAGUCCUCCUCGGCGCCCACGAGUCUCUACGUCCACACCCAAGAGGAGGAAAACCCUUCUUACUCGACCUCCUACUCCGUGGCCAACGAUGACACGCACGACCACAAAGUCGUCGAGGAGUCCCUGAUGGAUUCCGUGACGAGGGGCUCCUACCAGUACCUCAGACCCGACGGCGUCCUGCAGGUGGUGAGGUACGUGGUCACCAAGGACGGAGGAUACCAGGCGGAGGUGGAGGAGCUCCCCGGCCCUGGGUUAUCCGCCGAACAGAAGACGCCGACUCAGUCCUAUGCAGCCCCAGAAAUCAAGGUGCAACAACCAACUCAGUCCUACGCGGCCCCAGAAAUCAAGGUACAACAACCAACUCAGUCCUACGCGGCCCCAGAAGUCAAGGUGCAACAACCAACUCAGUCCUAUGCGGCCCCAGAAAUCAAGGUGGAACAGCCAACUCAGUCCUACGCAGCCCCAGAAAUCAAGGUGGAACAGCCAACACUGUCAUACUCUGUUCCAGAAAUCAAGAUAGAAGAACCAACACAGUCUUACAUUGCCCCAGAAGAGCCCGUACAGACCUACAUUGCCCCAGAGAUCAAGAUCGAAGAGCCAACUCUGUCGUACAUCGCUCCAGAAGAACCAGCUCAGUUAUACAUCGUUCCAGACACAAAAGAAGAGCCAGUCGUCCAGCUCUAUGAAGCUCCUGAAGAGACCCCGAUCCUAGUCUACGAAGCCCCAGAAGAGACCCCCACCCAGGUUUACGGAGUCCCAGAAGAGACCCCCACCCAGGUCUACGGAGUCCCAGAAGAGACCCCCACCCUGGUCUACGAAGCCCCAGUGAUCAAGCUCGAGGAACCCGCCUCCCUGUACGAAGUCCCAAGCGAGGCCCCGGUCCUGUCCUACGAGACCCCGGACAUCAGCACGAUCCCUCUCUCCAGCCCCGUCUUCGCAGUCUUCGACGUCUCGGAAGACACCCACGUCGAGCAUGCCCAUGACCACGGACAGGACCAUGCCACUGCCCACGAUCACGGCCACGGGCACGAACAUAGCCACGGACAUGACCACGGCCACGCUCAAGUCCACCACGCUCCCAGUCACGCGUACGCCCACGCCCCAGCUCCCCAGCGCCCGAUCCCCGUGCCCUUCUCCUUCCCCGUGGCGCCGCUGGGCCUGCACUUCCCCGCCCCCCCUAGUCGCCCCAGCUACCCCGUCAUCCGCCAGCCACCGGUGCGAAAACCCUCUGGAUUCUCCCUCAGCUUCUUCGACAAGUUCAGACUCCCCUUCCUGCAGGGAUUCAAGCUCCCCUCCUAUAAGGCGUUCAAGCUCCCCUUCCAGUAAAGGUUUCCGAUUCCCUAUAGUUCGCAGAUUCCCUGAGCUCAGUCUCCUGGUCGAGAUGUGAGCGGCUUAGAAUGAUCCUUAACUUCAUGUUAAUUUAUGUUAUUUAAUUUUGAAGUUAGCGUGUUGUUUGUACAAUAUUUGCGUGUGUUUUAUAUAGAGUUUAUGUAUUUUUUACAAAUAAAUAU
Molecule: messenger RNA, 1622 nt
Organism: Penaeus vannamei (Pacific white shrimp)
Lineage: Eukaryota; Metazoa; Arthropoda; Malacostraca; Decapoda; Penaeidae
Product: zonadhesin
Biological process (GO): positive regulation of transcription by RNA polymerase II
Cellular component (GO): RNA polymerase II transcription regulator complex
Molecular function (GO): transcription coactivator activity
Source: RefSeq, a predicted model, not a curated record